AGUCAGGAUAUUGGAGAUACACCAUACAAAAUGGCGGACAAGACGGGUAUAUUGGAGUAAAUAUACGAUCUAGUCCAAAAACAACUUCAGGAGGUAUAACAUUGAAAGCCUGGAUAAAUAAGCUGCAAGUGAGCGUUCCAGUCGAAACUGUCAUAGUAUAUGCGGAGAUAGCACAGGGCUAUUCACCAGUCAUAAGCGCCCAUGUUGAAGCAACUAUUGAACUACCAGGACAACGUUUCACUAAAAUCUUACUUCACGACAAUGGCAUAGGCAGUGAUAAUUUCAAAGAUGAUGGGGUGUAUUCCAAUUUCUUCCCCGACGUCAGUGGAGAUGACCGUUAUGCUGUCACUGUGAGUGCCAGUAAUCCAAGUGGGAAUGCAGUGUUACAACAUCGUGCUUCGGCUGUCAGUGGAGCCUAUGACCAGUUGCAAGUUGAAGAAAAAAUCACAUUGGAAGAUAUAGGCGACUUUAACAGGCAAUCGUCUGGUGGUUCAUUCAAGGUGGAAAACUCGGACAGGAAGGAAGAAUAUCCUCCAGGUAGAGUGGAAGAUUUAUCAAUCGAGAGCAUGUCACUUGAAGAAAGGACAGUGACCUUGAUCUGGACAGCACCUGGUCAAAAUGCGUUCUCUGGAAUAGUGUCUGGAUUUGAGAUAUUCGUGCAUCACAAAAUGGAGGCCCUUGUUGCCAACCAUCUCCAUGGUUACGUGGUACACGAAUUAGACCUGGUGGAUGGAUCACUAGAACCACUGCCAGCAUACAACAAGCACAGAAUUGUGAUCAGACUACC
Owenia fusiformis is the source of this 787-nucleotide messenger RNA. The record is from the annotation of a GenBank genome assembly. NCBI's taxonomy places the organism in Eukaryota, Metazoa, Annelida, Polychaeta, Sabellida, Oweniidae.